AUGGAGGAGGAGGAGUGUCUGCUUCGAGGGUCCUCGACAAAGGACCAGAAGGUUGGCCUUAUCAGCUGGGCUGGCACGUAUCUAACAGCUGGGAACUAUGGAAAUAAAAUCACUGCUAUAGCUAAAGGCUUGGGCAGGAGACAGACUUGGGAAUUAUUAGUGUGCAAUGAAUAUGAUGAGAAAUGUCAGGCCCUGGUGCGCCUACAGAGCGUCCAAGGCCACAUCUUGCUGCCCGAGGGAGACGGCUCAGUCUAUUGCGGGUGUCCCCGGAACACAGAGCAUGGCUACUUCCUACUUCGUUUCUACCGCCAUGGCAAGUGGACCCUGCAGUGCAUGAUCACGGGCCACUACCUGGAGUCGGAUGGCGAGGCCGUAUUCUGCAACUCCAGGGUGCUCUCCGCCUACCACAUGUGGACCCCACGGCCAGCCAUCCACGUCCACGUGGUACUCUACAGCCCCAUCGCCUGCUGCUACGUCCGAGCCAACCCUCAGCAGGGCUGUAUCUGGGUGGAUGCUCCUGUGCCUUACCUGGAGGAGUGUGGCUUCCUGCUUCACUUCCACGAAGGGCUCUACCACCUGGAGUCUUCUUCCCACCACUUUCUGUCCCAAAAUGACAGGCUGGUCAGCAGACCCUCAAUGCAAACAGGCUUUCACCUGCAUUUCCGGCCUGGUGGACAGAUAGCCUUGGGCGAUGGGCAAGGGUGCCUCCUGUACCCGCAGGGCUCCCAGUCCCUCCUGUCUCUGGGCUCCAGCCCCAUGGGUGGAGAAGAGUGGUUUAUAUUGCAACACUGCCCAACCUGGAUCACCCUGAAAGCUAAGAAUCGGAAAUUCGUCACCAUCGUUUCUGAAAUGGAAGUCUGUGCUAGAUCUGAGCAGAUGGUUCCUCUGUGCUUCUUUCAGUAUGAGAGUGAUCCAAACUCUAAUGCCAUUCAGCUACGUUCAGUUACUGGUCAAUAUUUAGCACAGAGGCCACAUAGGACUAUAAUAGGAGAUGGGAAAAAACUAGAGGCAGCGGCUAUUUUCUGUGUGCAAUGGAACUGUGACCGGAUCACUCUACAGGCUGCCAGUGGACGCUAUGUGGGUGUUACAUCCAAUGGGUGCUUGAUAACUACAUCCUUGCAACCAGGUCCCUGUGAAGAAUUUAGGGUACGUUUAGUCAAUCGACCUUUCCUAGCCUUGAGAGGUCGAUAUGGCUACGUGGGCACAUCUUCAAACCAUGACCAAAUGCAGUGCAACAUGGACCAGCCAGACUGCAUCCAGCUACUUCCCUGCCGACAAAGUAUUUACCAUUUCCAAGCACAGAGUGGCACCUUCUGGUCCCUGACAGCCUAUGGCACCUUCCGUCCCUGGGGAAAGUUUGCUCUCAACUUCUGUCUAGAACUACGAGGCAGCAACCUGCUUGCUGUGUUGGCCCCCAAUGGCUACUACAUAAGGGCUGACAGCAGUGGUGUCUUAUUGGCCGACAGCAAGAUUAUCACCAACGAGUGUCUCUGGGAGUUUUAGGUAGACAAGAUACCACCAUAAAGAAGACCCUGAAGAUGAGAUUUGUGAGAUUAUCCACAACACAAUCCUUACCCCUACAAGUCACAACUUAUCCUUCUACUCCUCAAUCAAACUUUCACACUGAGAAACA
Gracilinanus agilis (Agile Gracile Mouse Opossum) is the source of this 1633-nucleotide messenger RNA. RefSeq names its product fascin actin-bundling protein 3 (gene FSCN3). The record is from RefSeq and is a predicted model, not a curated record. Gene Ontology annotation, biological process: actin filament bundle assembly; cell migration; establishment or maintenance of cell polarity. Lineage: Eukaryota; Metazoa; Chordata; Mammalia; Didelphimorphia; Didelphidae. The transcript is spliced from 7 exons. Gene Ontology annotation, molecular function: actin filament binding; protein-macromolecule adaptor activity. The coding region runs from base 1 to 1503 and encodes 500 amino acids. Gene Ontology annotation, cellular component: cytoplasm; lamellipodium; growth cone.